Messenger RNA from Tetrapisispora phaffii CBS 4417, 1026 nucleotides. RefSeq names its product pyridoxine 4-dehydrogenase. The record is from RefSeq and is a predicted model, not a curated record. Lineage: Eukaryota; Fungi; Ascomycota; Saccharomycetes; Saccharomycetales; Saccharomycetaceae. The transcript has a single exon. Gene Ontology annotation, cellular component: cytoplasm. The coding region runs from base 1 to 1026 and encodes 341 amino acids.
AUGUCUAAGGUUGAGCAAUUGAGGAAAGAUUUAGAUGCUUUGAGCACCGGUUAUGGUUUAAUGAGUUUGACUUGGAAGGCUGAGCCAGUUCCAAAAGAUCAAGCUUUUGCUGCUAUGAAACAAGUUGUUGAUUUUGCUUUAGAAAAAAAUGUGAAGGCUUUUUUCAAUGUUGGUGAAUUUUAUGGUCCAGACUAUAUUAUGUUAAAGAAUUUUUUUGAGAAAUAUCCUGAAUUAAGGCAAAAGGUCAUUGUUAGUUGUAAAGGUUCCAUGGAUGUUGCCAAAAUGGCUCCAUUGGGUAAAUCUGAUGAUGUUAAGAAGAGUGUAGAGAUCUGUUCUUCCAUUUUAGGUGGUUAUAUCGAUAUCUAUGAAGUCGCUAGAAUUGAUGAAUCCAUUGUUGAAGAAGGACAAGACUAUCCAUAUGAAACUUUUGAAGCUUUAGCUGAAAUGGUAGACAAUGGCUUCAUUGGUGGUGUUUCUUUAAGCGAAGUUACUGAAAAGCAAAUCAGAGCUAUUAAUAAAGAUUGGCAUAAGUACUUAACUUGUGUUGAAGUCGAAUUAUCUCUAUUCAGUACUCAAAUCUUGCAUAACAAUAUAGCUAAAACUUGUGGUGAAUUAGGUUUAAUCAUUAUCGCAUACUCUCCACUAGGAAGAGGCCUAUUGACUGGCCAAAUCACAAGUGUAAAAGAUAUUCCAAAGGGUGACUUUAGGUUAAUGCUAAAAAGAUUCCAUGGUGACGCGAUGGCUCAAAAUUUGGUCCUCGUUCAAUUCUUACGGGACGAAAUCAUUGCUAAACGUGAUCCUGCUGACCGUAUCACUUUACCACAACUUGCACUAGGUUGGAUUAAACAUAACAGUAACAGAUUUGGUUAUGGUAAGAUCAUCCCAAUUCCAAGUGGUUCUUCUGUUUCUAAAGUUACUGAAAAUUUUGACGAGAAUAAGGCUAAGAUCACCGAUGCUGAAUUCGACAAGAUUAAUGAAUUUUUGAAAGGUUUCACUACUGUCGGUGACAGAUACGAAUUGGCUUGA